AUGCCACCAAGAUUCUCUACUGUUUCUUCUGCAGCCUUAACUGUGCGCCAGAUCACCCGUGCUCUCUCAAGCACCGCCACAUUCUCCCAUGCAAAACCAACGCGUUUUGCUGUGGCCCGAUACCCCACUACCCAGCCACGGGCCGCUCUGACACCACUUACAACUAUCCGAUUCCAUGGCCAUCUUCAUAAACCCAAGCCCGGUGAGGAGCUCCAUGUUACCUUCAUUACCAAAGACGGCACUCAGAAUACAUACGAGGUAGCUGCUGGUGAUAACCUGCUCGACAUUGCACAGGCAAACAACCUCGAUAUGGAAGGUGCUUGUGGUGGCUCCUGCGCGUGCUCCACUUGCCACGUAAUUGUCGACCCAGAUUAUUACGAUAUUAUGGAAGAACCUGAUGAUGAUGAAAACGAUAUGCUUGAUCUCGCAUUCGGCCUCACUGAAACAUCCCGUCUCGGAUGCCAGAUUGUAAUGUCUAAAGAGCUCGACGGUCUGCGUGUUGCUCUCCCUGCUAUGACCCGCAAUCUUCAAGCCAGAGACUUUGAGAAGCGAUAG
Molecule: messenger RNA, 555 nt
Organism: Magnusiomyces paraingens
Lineage: Eukaryota; Fungi; Ascomycota; Dipodascomycetes; Dipodascales; Dipodascaceae
Exons: 1
Coding region: 1-555 (184 amino acids)
Biological process (GO): P450-containing electron transport chain; positive regulation of oxidoreductase activity
Cellular component (GO): mitochondrion
Molecular function (GO): 2 iron, 2 sulfur cluster binding
Source: RefSeq, a predicted model, not a curated record